Molecule: messenger RNA, 6292 nt
Organism: Actinia tenebrosa (Australian red waratah sea anemone)
Lineage: Eukaryota; Metazoa; Cnidaria; Anthozoa; Actiniaria; Actiniidae
Biological process (GO): regulation of apoptotic process
Cellular component (GO): cytoplasm
Molecular function (GO): protein binding
Source: RefSeq, a predicted model, not a curated record
CCUAUGCGCUUGCUCGUUAAAAAGCGCGGGAAAGGGGGUUCCCCACUGAUCUCGUACGAAAUUGGGGGUUCCCCUAUACCAGCAGUUCUCAGAAUUCGAAUCUAUGCAAGAUGUCAGCCGUGUCCAACCAUGGCAUAGCUUUGGUUGUCUUUUCUUUGCGGAAAAAACUCCAUAUCUUAAAAAAAUGUAGUACGUAGCAGUAAAAUAACAUUACUGAGAAGAUGGCUUCACGGUACAAAGAGCUUUUGCUCAACAUUGCGCGAGAAAUAACACGCGAGGAAUUGGAGGAGAUGAAAUUUUUGUCUGACGAGUUCCUUCCAGACAUUAAACCAGAAUCUGUACUUAAAAGGGAGAUUCUUACGUUUUUUCGUGGGCUACAGAAUGCGGACCGACUUGGUGAAAAUAACUUGGACUGGCUGGAAUAUCUACUUGAAACUGUAAAAAGAGGUGAUCUUGUCUCAAUGUUAAAAAAUUUCCAGUCUACGAAUGAUGAUGCGAAGCAAGGUACAAAUUUAAGUGAAACCAACAAUCUCGAUCAGAGUCAAUUUCAAGCUCGUGAAAACAGUAGCAUAAAUAAGGAGGACAACAAGGACAAGGAGGACAACAAGGAGGACAACAAGGAGGACAACAAGGAGGACAACAAGGACAAGGAGGACAACAAGGAGGACAACAAGGACAAGGAGGACAACAGGGAGGAGUCAAACACUAAAGCAAAAGAGGUACAAAAAAAGGAUGUAACAGAUGAAGAUGCAGCCAAGAAAAGGAAAAGAGAGAAGAAAAGGAGACAAAAAGAGAAAAAGAAGGCUACCAAAAGCCUGUCUAAUGACAAAGAUGAUCGAUCAACCAAUGAGCCUUCGGCAACUGUUGAACAAGUCAGCCUCGAAGAGCAUCAAAAAAACCCUGAAAAAACUGGACAAGAAGUUCCAAAAGAUCAAGAACUAACUACUGAAGGAGCAAAAAACCAGGAAUUCUUAGAUGAAGAACGGCAUCAUGGAAAAGAAAAACGAGAAGUCCCUGUUGAACUGAAACAUGGUGUAGAGAAAAAAGGAGAAAUUCCUGGAAACUUCACACAAAAAGGCCAUCCUCAAACUGCUGAAGAACCGGAAGGUCAACCUUUAAGAGAUAAGACAGAGGACGCUAAAAAAGAGAGUCAAGCAGUAAAAGAUGAUAAAAUUAUAAUGGACACAGCAACGAAAAAGGAAAAAUUGGCGCAAAAGACUGAAAUAAGAAACAACGAUUGGACCAAAGUGAAAACGGCUGCAGGAGACCAAAAUAGCAGUGCUGAAGCUAGCGCUUCUCUCAGAAAGUUGUGCAUACUGUCACUCUGCAACAAAUGGCAAAGCUGGGGAGAGAGCAUACCAGUAAUUAAUCGAGAGCUCUGUUUGGCGUUGGCUCGAGCUGGCCAUAGAGUUGCCUGUUUAGUUCUUACGAUAUCGGAGCUGGACAAAGAAGAAGCAAGAAGAGGAAACGUAGAAUUGAUUCAGUGCACUGAAAAAUCUGGAAUCAAAAAAGACGACCCACAGCUUUUCUACCGUGAGCAACCUAUCCCGUUCUUACCAAAUCUUGUGAUUGGACAUGGAAGAAUCACGGGACCUGCAGCCGAACAUCACGCAGUGAAGUCGUCAUGCCCAAGGCUUCAUGUCAUUCACGACCUUCCAAAGGAAUACGUUAAGUAUGACGAAGUAGUAGAUGACCAGUGCAAUGAAGAGGAGUUGGCCAUGUCUGCAGAUUUUACCGCUGCUGUUGGUACUUUAUUGACAGAGAAGUGGAGUGCCUUGAUAAAUCGGGACGUCAUUGAAAUCAUCCCAGGACUUCCAGACCUAACUACGAGGAACCGCAUAUCUUCGCCCCAGUGUCGAUGUUUUGUGCCGGCUAAGUUCAGCUCACCAAUCGCAAGUGGAUUGAGAAUAGCGCUUAUGGCCGUUAAUAAUUCCAGCAAACGAGACGAAGAACGACCACGAAGAUCUACAAUCAUUGUCAGAAACACAGAUUCCAGUACUACGAAAACGCCUUCAAAGAUUUUGAAAGAGUGCGACAAAAGACAAGUCGAUUUGGUUGAACGACCAGGAAAUAACUGCCAAGAGGCAUACUUUGAUAUUCAAGGUGCUACGGUCUUUUUGUCGCCAGCAAAAGUAGAAGCAUUUGGUGUUGCCGCCCUAGACGCCAUGGCAAUUGGGAUUCCGAUUGUUAUCAGUGCACACAGUGGUCUUGCCUUCACGAUCCGUAAACAUUUCCAAGAGUUCCAUUGUUGCUUGAAGGAGCGAGGCGAGGAUGAUGACGAAGAUGCUGAUAUAUGGGCAAUAGAAAUUGACAAGGUAGCCGUGAAAACUGCAGAAACGUUUGCUGUUGCAGAUAAGCUUCGCUUGGAAUGGAAAGAAAGGUUUACGUGGGACAUGGUAGCAGAACAACUCAUGACUAUCAUAGUUAAUUCUGGUAAAAUCUCUCCAUCUCCAGCGGACCAGCUAAUCAGUGUCCUAACUAGACAUGUAGCGCCUUCGUGUCUUGAUUUGGUAAAGGAUCUAAAUCUCUUCGAUAAGCGGCAAAAGUGUGUCUUGUUCUUAUCACCAGAAGAUCCUCACCAGUUACAGGAGGCUGCUCAUCUGGGACUUGUUCACUGGGCUGCUGUUUUCGAUUUUGAUCGAGAAAGUGCCACAAAUGGAUAUCUAAAGAGCUGUGAACCUUUACUUCAAAGCAUUGGCAAGCCAGCAUGCCGAAUGAUACCUCCGUUUAAGGAGGAGAUAGGAAAGGAAACAAGCCAAAACCAGACCUUGCCAAAUGGCAUUCCGUGGAUCCUGCUUCACGGUUUACCAAAAAUGGAGAUAAAUAUUGGCGGUAAUCUAGACUGGAUUCAAGAAAUCUUAAAUCUCGUGAAGAAGAAGUAUCCCAAUCCUAUUACCAUUCUUAUCAUUUGGAAACCAACUGAGGAAAAUAAGAAUCUUUGCAAGGUGCUCUGCAAAAUUCUAACCUUGGUGCAAGCGUCUCCUUCUUGGAAAAAUUCAGUCCAACUUAAAAUCCUGUCCACAACAGAUACUGCUGACAGCAGGCUUGAGGAUAUUGCUGAUGAGUGGGGUGUGCAGUGUAAGAACAUUAACAUCUCGCAAUUUUGCAAAGCCAUAUAUAGCACUGCGAUUUCCAAUCCUCUGUAUCAAGUUGAUCCGGAUUUUUCGCUUCCAAAAGCUAAUGUCAACGGUACCACUGGUGAUGUUACUUGUGCAACUCUUCCUUCUUCCAUGAGAUGGGUAGAUUCGGUGCUAGAAGUUCUCUAUACCUCUAUUGGGAACACCCCUGAAUUUGGAAAAGAUGAUGCUUAUCAUUUCUACAGAGGAGGGAAGAUCUCGUGGUACGGAAUAGAAAUGAAUUAUGCAGUGGAAAGAGAAUCAUGGGAGCGUUUGAAAAAUAGCAUCGAGGAAGAAUUGGGAUAUGCAGGUGCCGCCUCUUACACACUUUUCCAUCAACGAGGGACGGGAGGAACCACUUCAGCCAGGAAGCUUCUUUAUGACUUCCACCUUCGCUAUCCGUGUGUCUGCCUCAAGACCAUAAAUUAUGAAACGUUUUUGGCUAUCAGUGAGAUAUGGAAAUUUUGUUCGCUUCCUGUUAUCAUACUUGCAGAUAUCAAAGAUGUUUCUGGAUCAGACGACAAUGACAUACAAGCCUUGUUUGGAAACCUUUCCAAUGAAAAGGUAUCUUGUUUAAUCCUGCACAUUGUUCACCGCCACCAAGUCGACAGAAUAAGUGAUAAAGAACCAAGGAAGAAGGAAGCAAAUAUUUUGGCAAAACACUUGACAGAAAAAGAAAUGAGAAACUUUGUUGAAGUGUACUCUUUGCAGUGCCCUCUGAAAACCUCAGAACUAGCUAAAUUGAGGAAUGCUGAUCGUCAAAUGCAAAUUCCUUUUUACUAUGGGCUGGUGGCCUUCGAAGAUCGAUUCAAGGGACUGGAGCCGUAUGUAAGUGAUAGUUUGCAAGGACUCAAUGAUGCGCAGAGAACUGCAUUAUGCUUCCUCAGCAUGGCUUAUCAGUAUGCCCGCAAAGAGUUGCCUUUGAGUGCGCUUGCUCCCAUCUUCAAGCUUAAACCUAGGCAGCUCCAUUCAAUUGAAGAUAUUUUAAGUCCAGAGUCAAUUGAGCUUCUUAUUGAAGAAGAUGGAUGCUGGAGACCUCGCCACUUCACUAUAGGAAUGGAAAUACUACGCCAGCUGCUAACUGUACCAUUUAAAAUUCAUCGCGAUAAUUGGAAGCGUAAUUUGGCAGACAAAGCAUUAGAGUUCGUUUCGUGCAUGGAAGAAGAGAUCACUAGUGAAAUUCUUCUAAAUAGAAUUUCUGAUGAGAAAACGCAGAAGCACUUUUCGUCCCUAGUGGAAGACAUACCAGAGAGUGAAGACGUGGUGAAUCUCUUCAAAAAGGCUAUCAGUAUCCACCCAAAAAAUCCAUACUUCAAGGUCCAUCUUGGUCGUUACUACAGCGUUAAAAAGGGAAUCGAAGGCUUCAAGGAAGCUCUCCAAUAUACUGAUGAAGGUAUUCUACUUGCUUCGGGAAAGUCGAAGAAUGUCCGUAGCCAGCUAACUCAGAUGAGAGGUAUAGUUUACAAAAGACAAGUUAAAAACCUGAUAGACAUAGAAGCAGACCUAAUGGAAAUCAUUUCAUUGGCCGAAGAAGGAGUCAAAUCCUUUACAAGAGCUGUCAGCAUUUCUUCCGAUAAACCCGAAGAUUUUUACAUCCCCCAAGUAAGAAUGAUGUGUGAUGUUUACAGAUAUAUCAAUCAUAUUUACGAAGGCGGAGUCUUUGAGUACUCAAGGCUGCCUAAUGCUCAUCGCUUGAUCAUAGACGGAGUUUCAGGUGAAACUUCUGAUAUUUUGGAAUCUGUUUCCGAAAGCAUUUUCUAUCCCGAUUUGCGACGAGAACUAUUUAAGCUUGGGAUGUACCGUGCUGGCACCAAUAGAGUUGAAGAUAAAGCAGGUCUUAUCAAACAUCUUCAAAAGCUCAAGAAAACAUCCAAAGCAAGCACAGCGCCUAUUAACCGGCAAAUCGUUCUCAUUAAACUAGAUCAGUGCAAAGAGAAAAAUAAAUCAAUAUCUGAAAUUGCAGAAGAGUCGAAACAACUUCUCGAGGAAGCAUUGAAGUACGACAAAAAGAUUGAUCUGACCAUGCGCCUUUGGGUAAAAGUGGCCCCUCAUAUUCCAGUGGAUUUGCAGACAGCAGAAAGCAAGAUAGCAGCCUGGUGCAAUAAAGGAAAGACGGCUCUGGCAUAUCUCUACCGAUACAUUUUUACGUGCAUUCGAAUACUAGAGGGUGGUAGAGAUCAGCGAUUUGAAGAUGAAAGAAUGUCUGCUCGAGAUGAUCUUUCAAAGUUAGUCCGUGAUACUAGUCGGAUUAACUUGAGGCACGCAGACCGUCCAGUAGUUUUCCUUGGAACAGCAAAAGGAAUGGGUCAGAUUGUGACAUUAGAGCGAGAAAGCGUGAAAGAGGUUAGGAAGCAGCGUACCAUUCCAGAUACCAACGCCAGCCAACUACGCAGACUGACUGGAAUCAUUAUCAGCACGGGCAAAGUUGGACGAAUUAAAGCUGCUGGUCUCACCAUCUCAUUUCGUGCAGAUUUAUGCCAGCCUCCCCUCGUUGGAGAAUCCAACCUCAACAAGAAGGUCCGUUUCUAUCUCGCAUUCACCUAUUUUGAAACAGAUGCUUACAAUGUAAAAAUUGUGGCAGAAUAAUAGCAUUGCCGGUAUUAAUUACUACUAAUCGAUGCUAAAUAAAAAACAAGAUAGACUUACUCGGGAUCGAAAUCACACGACACGCUACCCUUUAGCAUACAUUGGAAUAGAGUUUGGCCAACCCUCUUGGAAAGCCAUCCCUGCCGGGAGACUCUACAUACCAAGACCAUGUACCACUUGGCACGACGAAGUAAGUGAAAGAAAUUCAUCAUAAAAGAAAAAUAUCAGUGGUGGCAAGAAAACCCAAACAAAGAAAAAACCAUCAGAAAAAUGGAUACUUUUGUUCAGUUAUAAGUCUUAGAAAUUGAACUCUCAGAAGCUAGAUUUGCUAAUUUUAUAUAUGUAUAUAAUUACCAGUUGCUAGUCAUAGAUUUGCACAAGUAAACUAACAUUUGUAAAAAAAAAAAUCAUAGUGAAACACUAUAUAACAUUUUUUCAGUGAAUGCAGUAUAACCAUAUUAACCAUUAUUUUUUGAUAGUCAACAUUUUUUGAGCUAAAAUGUUCUGCAGCCUACAAGACUAUUGCUUUUGUCUGUAUUACUAUUACUAUUCAAAACGUAUAAUCGUAAAAUAAAGUGUUUAGCUGCACA